CUACACUUUUAUGUGAUGCAGCAAGUGAAUCAUCUGCACACUGUGGAGUCAUCAGGAGGUUAGAUUUGAUUUGAUGCUCUCUCUCAGUUGACAGCAGGUCUGCAGAAGAAAACUCACACCACCUGAGUCCUGAUGUUUGAACUUUAAGUUUGCAUGACCUGAGUGAUGGCUCGUCUUGUUGCCGUGGUCGGAGGGGGCAGUUCAGGUCUGGCCUGCAUCAAGUGCUGUCUGGAUGAGGGGCUGCAGCCCGUCUGCUUUGAGAGCAGCGAUGACUUGGGGGGUCUGUGGAGGUUCAAGGAGAAUCCAGAGGCGGACAGAGCCAGCAUCUACCACUCUGUCAUCAUCAACACCUCCAAGGAGAUGAUGUGUUUCAGUGACUUUCCCAUCCCGGCACACUUCCCCAACUACAUGCACAACUCCCUCAUCAUGGACUACUUCAGGAUGUACGCCGACCACUUCCAGCUCACCAAACACAUCCGCUUCAACACCAAAGUGCUGCAGGUGAAGCAGAGGUCAGAUUUCUCUCAGUCUGGUCAGUGGGACAUCGAGACGGAGAACAAGGAGGGUAAAAAGGAGAAACACAUUUUUGAUGCAGUGAUGAUCUGUAUUGGACACCAUUGUCAACCCAACCUGCCCCUACACGACUUCCCAGGCAUCGACACCUUUAAAGGACAGUUCUUCCACAGCAGGGACUACAAGACUCCGGAGCAGUGGAGGGACAAAAAGGUGGUGGUGAUCGGGAUAGGAAACUCCGGAGGAGACAUCGCAGUGGAGCUCAGCAAAGUCACCAAACAGCUGUGUCUGAGCACACGGAGGGGGGCCUGGAUCCUGAACCGAGUGUCAGACGGAGGAUUUCCUCGUGACGUCUUCAACACCAGAGUGCUGAAGUUCCAGCGUCAGACCCUCCCGUUUGGAUUCAUCUGCAAUGCCGCAGAGAGACGUCUCAACCACAGAUUUGAUCACAGUCUGUACAACCUGAAGCCAAAGCACAGGUUGUUCAGCCAACAUCCCACAGUGAACGACGAGCUUCCAAACCGCAUCCUGUCAGGUACCGUUCAGGUGAAACCAAACGUGCGCAGGUUUCAGGGCUCCAGUGUGGAGUUUGAUGAUGGGAGUGUGGUGGAGGACGUGGACCUGGUGGUGUUUGCCACAGGUUACAGGUUCUCCUUCCCGUUCCUGGCCUCUCAGGUGCUCUCAGUGUCUGACAACAAAGCAUCUCUCUACAAGUACGUGUUUCCUCAUGAGCUGCAGCGCCACACACUGGCCAUCAUCGGCCUGGUGCAGCCACUGGGAGCCAUCAUGCCAAUCUCUGAGAUGCAGGCCAGGUGGGCCACUCGAGUCUUUAAAGGGUGCGCAAAGCUCCCCUCAGUGGUCGACAUGAUGAAAGACAUCCAGUGCAAGAAGAAGACCAUGGCUCAAAGGUAUGUGAGCAGUCAGAGACACACCAUCCAGGUGGACUACAUCAGCUACAUGGAUGAGAUCGCAGAGCAGGUGGGGGUCCGACCAAGCGUACUGAGGCUGCUGCUGACCGACCCCAGGAUGGGACUCAACGUGUUGCUGGGUCCCUGCACGCCAUACCAGUAUCGUCUCCAAGGCCCUGGAAAGUGGGCGGGGGCCCAUCAGGCCAUCCUCACCCAGUGGGAGAGAGUGGCUCAGCCCAUGCAGACCCGGCCCUGCCCAGCAGCUGAACCCCACAGGUCGUUUCUGUGGCCCCUGAUGGUGUCAGCCGCCGUCGUUGGCGUGGCCUUCUACAUCAACAGGAACAAGCUUCCAACUUUCCUCCAAGAUCCCACUGAGCUGCUGGAGAGGAUCAAAGUCUUCAUGCCUGCUCUGUGAAAAUUUCAUACUGGUUUAUCACAUACUGGUUUGUUUAAAUACACACCCAGUGCAAAAAGCCAAUUAUUACAGCAGAAACAAGCAUGUUAACAACAGAGUUCAAAGAAUGAAAACAGGUCUGAUUAGCCUGUCUCGAUCAGCACACACUAUAGGGGUUGAAUUUUUUGACAACUCAUCCAUUUUGAUUUUAUGAAGGAUAAGAGUUAUUAACAGUAUGACGCGUAGCUGACCAUAUUAACAGGAGGGCUAAAUGUAACGGUUUGUCAAGAGGCUGAAAACUCGCCUCAGCUCCAUCUCUCAACCUGUCGUUUUCUUGAUUGAAAGUUGGGUUGAGACAGCGUUUCGAGCAUGGCUACUAACCAUAGAUUGGACUCCAAAGCCCCCUGCAGUAACAGAAGGACGAAAUCAGUCAGGCGAUUAGUUAUGUUUUCAUGUUCACUGUGAAAAACACAUUUCCCAUAGGGGCAAUAGAGGCUUCAUUCAUUUUAAAUGAAAUCAUGUCUUAAAGGAUUUGGUUUAUACUUGUAUUUUAUACAUGUUCACCACAUACCUUAUCACUUGUAGGAGAUACACACUGACUUGUUUUUCUUUACAUUGCUUUAAAAAUAAUUCUUUUUCAUAUCAGUAUUUUUGUUGAAUGACACAUUUACCUUACAUGGAUGUAACACAGCUUUAAUUAUGUUUUAUUAUUGUCUUUGUAUUGUAUGAUUACAAAGGUCUCUCUGUCAUUGCUCUGUUUAAUUUUCCUCAGUUUUUCAUACAGAAUAAAACAAUUUCUUUUUAUGGGGGGGUUCUUAAUAAUAAACUUAAUUUUUUUAAAUUCA
This is a messenger RNA of Labrus bergylta (ballan wrasse), 2660 nucleotides long. Its product is annotated as flavin-containing monooxygenase 5. The record is from RefSeq and is a predicted model, not a curated record. Lineage: Eukaryota; Metazoa; Chordata; Actinopteri; Labriformes; Labridae. Gene Ontology annotation, molecular function: N,N-dimethylaniline monooxygenase activity; NADP binding; flavin adenine dinucleotide binding.